UCCCAGUCUCGGCCGUGCCGCUGGGAGCGGGCCAGCGCGCUCGCCUCGCCCCUCCGCGAGCCGGGCACCGGGGUCUCCCGGCUUCGGCGCCCGCCCAGGUCCCGCACCGCUGGUACCCUGAAGAGAGUCGCUGGCCGUAGUCGCCGCUGGGGAAGGUAUUUCUGCAUCUUGAAGAUAAAACAAUCUUUUUUGGAAUAAAUGGAUUUUUGUCACUUUCUGUGAAUUAAAGCGAUUCAAUGUCUCUUUUGGAUUGUUUCUGUACUUCAAGAACACGAGUUGAAUCACUCAGACCUGAAAAACAGUCUGAAACCAGUAUCCAUCAAUACUCGGUCAAUGAACCAGCCCUAUCCCGGUUGACUCCAUCCUCUAGAGCCCGUGAAGUGAUAUGUUCCACCAACGUUUCUCACUAUGAGCUCCAAGUGGAAAUAGGAAGAGGAUUUGACAACUUGACUUCUGUCCAUCUUGCACGGCAUACUCCUACAGGAGCACUGGUAACUAUAAAAAUUACAAACCUGGAGAACUGCAAUGAGGAACGCCUAAAAGCUUUGCAGAAAGCGGUGAUUCUAUCCCACUUUUUCCAGCAUCCCAAUAUUACAACUUACUGGACAGUUUUCACUGUUGGCAGCUGGCUUUGGGUUAUUUCUCCAUUUAUGGCCUAUGGUUCAGCAAGUCAACUCUUGAGGACCUACUUUCCUGAAGGAAUGAGUGAAAGUUUAAUAAGGAAUAUUCUCUUUGGAGCGGUGAGAGGGUUGAAUUACCUGCAUCAGAAUGGCUAUAUUCAUAGGAGUUUUAAAGCCAGCCAUAUCCUCAUUUCUGGUGAUGGUCUGGUGACUCUCUCGGGCCUUUCCCAUCUGCAUAGUUUGAUUAAGCACGGACAGAGGCAUAGGGCUGUGUAUGAUUUUCCACAGUUCAGCACAUCAGUGCAGCCGUGGCUGAGUCCAGAACUACUGAGACAGGAUUUACAUGGGUAUAAUUUGAAGUCAGAUAUUUACAGUGUUGGGAUUACAGCAUGUGAAUUAGCCAGUGGGAAAGUACCUUUCCAGGACAUGCAUAGUACUCAGAUGCUGUUACAGAAACUGAAAGGUCCUCCUUAUAGCCCAUUGGAUAUCAGUAUUUUCCCUCAAACAGAAUCCAGAAUGAAAAGUUCCCGAUCAGGUGUAGAUUCUGGGAUUGGAGAAAGUGUAUUUGUCUCCAGUGGAACUCACACAGUAAACAGUGACCGGUUACAUACACCAUCCUCAAAAACCUUUUCUCCUGACUUCUUUAGCUUGGUACAGCUCUGUUUGCAACAAGAUCCUGAGAAAAGGCCAUCAGCAAGCAGUUUAUUGUCUCAUGUUUUCUUCAAACAGCCUUAUUUUGAGUUUCUUUAACAGAUGAAAGAAGAAAGCCAGGAUUCAAUACUUUCACUGUUGCCUCCUGCUUAUAACAAGCCAUCAAUAUCACUGCCUCCCGUAUUACCUUGGACUGAACCAGAAUGUGAUUUUCCUGAUAAAAAAGACUCAAAUUGGGAAUUCUAGGGCUGCCAAAUCAUUUUAUGUCCUAUAUACUUGACACUUCUUGCUGCUUUAUCUUCUGUAUUGCUAGGUACAAAUACCAGAAUUAUACUUGAAAAUACAGUUGAUGCACUGGAGAAUUAUCAUUUAAAACCACUUUUUAAAAGGGGAAUGAGUUAAUAGUCCUUCUGCUAGCUCAGAGUGCUAUAAGAACUCCAAGGAAACAUUGGAAUUAUUAAUCCAGCCACAGGUUGUGUCAUGGAUUCUUGAAUUUUUCCCCUAAGAUGUGACUAACUCCUCUCUUCAUCUCUCAAUAUAAUUUUUGAGCCAGUUGAUAUUUUUGGCAUUUUUCUGAGGAUGAGCCCUCAGAGGAUGGUAUCCAAGUACAUCUCUUUCUUCCAGAUUCUCUAGCCUCUUUGAUGAGCUGUUGUUAAACCAGAAGGCUAGUUUAGCCUGGCACCAGAUGUUUUUCUGGUAGAAGGGAAAAUGUUUAUCCUUUCCGUUUCUCUUUUGUUAACACAGUAACAUCAAACUGAGCCUCACUCAUGUUAAACGAUUCACUUGAAAUAUAUUGAAAAGUUGUAAUUUACUUUUUUUAAAAAUGGGGGCUAAAGUAACACUUUUCUACCUAUGUAAAUUAUGGACCCUAAAUUCACACACCCUGUGGGAGCUCAAUAAAAAUUUAUUGAAUUGA
Nycticebus coucang (slow loris) is the source of this 2187-nucleotide messenger RNA. RefSeq names its product STE20 related adaptor beta (gene STRADB). Gene Ontology annotation, biological process: protein phosphorylation. Bases 237 to 1370 code for a protein of 377 amino acids. The transcript is spliced from 12 exons. NCBI's taxonomy places the organism in Eukaryota, Metazoa, Chordata, Mammalia, Primates, Lorisidae. Gene Ontology annotation, molecular function: ATP binding; protein kinase activity; protein serine/threonine kinase activator activity. The record is from RefSeq and is a predicted model, not a curated record.